This is a messenger RNA of Pseudoliparis swirei, 1660 nucleotides long. It is a transcript of the gene lrrc42, whose product is annotated as leucine rich repeat containing 42. The record is from RefSeq and is a predicted model, not a curated record. The transcript is spliced from 7 exons. NCBI's taxonomy places the organism in Eukaryota, Metazoa, Chordata, Actinopteri, Perciformes, Liparidae. Bases 299 to 1510 code for a protein of 403 amino acids. Gene Ontology annotation, molecular function: protein binding.
AGUGGAAGAAGAAUUAGUGAAGCGAUGAGACGGCUCUGGCUACAACAAGGACAACUUCUACAAACGCGCAAGUGAUUCAUAAUAUUGCGUCAUAAGUGAAUUAAAAUGAGAAACGAUAACAGCAAAAAUAUAUAUAUAUUUUAAGUAUUUUAUUUAGGAGUCCUUUCGUCUUGAGCUCAGUCAACGACCAUGGAUUAGCUAACGAGCGAGCUAACGUUCUUGUGAGUUUGUUUUGGUGAACGCUUCAGCCGUCUAAAGAGUUGCGUCCUUCUCACGGGGGAAGAACAAAGUGCUGACCAUGGACAAUAGCGCCAUUUAUGUCCGAGAAAGAGGCAACCUCCGUCGUGUCAGUGACAUCGUCCUGGCACAGCCGAAGCCAGUGUCCUCGUGCAGAAGGACGAAUCCGUUUGUGCUGCGGAAAGAGCACUUCAUAUUCACCUACAACGCCGAGGGAAGUCUGCGAUACACCACCAAAUCUCUCUUUGACACCACGCUGCUGUUCGUGGCCGACAACAUCCACCACGUGGACUCUCUGGUGGGCUUCCCCGAGCAGAUAGGAGACCGGCUGUUUGCAGCAGCGGAGGAGAACCGUGUGUUUUUAAACGCAGACGUUUCUCCAAAAGCCCUGCAGCUGUUCGGCGACGCCUACGGGGAGAUGGUGCUCGGCUCCCUCUGUCUGAGAAACAGGUUUCCACUCUUGCACGAGAGGAUGGAGGAAAUUAAAACAUUUCACAGUUUGAAGUCUUUAGACCUGUUUGGCUGCAGACUGGGCGACGACCAUGAGAUAUUCCAGCAUCUAACGUCCAGCUCGUUGUCCAGCAACCUAAUCCAGCUUUUUAUUGGUGGUAACGGCCUGUCGGACGUCGGCCUACAAAGAUUGACCUCACCUAUCCGGAUGCUGAGGAAAGGACUGGACCGUCUCCAGUUACUUGACAUUUCCCAUAACCCCAUCUCAGUGAGGGCUCUACGAUACCUCGCAUGCCUCCCCAAACUUCAACAUCUGGAUGCAUCUGGGACCAGUUUGAAGCUUGGCUCUGCAUUGAAGACGACCAUAUGGGACCUGUUGGGGCUCAUUUAUUCUGAGAUCCCUCUGGACAACUUUGAUCACUCAAGAUGUAAAACAGAAGGUUGGGCCGAGCAGGUUGUGAACCAGUGGGAAACAAAUAGCUCACAAAUGCCCAAGCAGAGGAAAAUGGAUGAAUCCAAAACAUCAGCCCUUCACUUUUUUGGCAGGCAGAAGUUUGUCAGAGAAGUCCUGAAUGCAGCCCCUUUGGUUUGUGAGAGCGAGCCGGAGAGACUGCAUUUCUUCAGACCCGCAGACAAAGAUCACAGACCAGAGAAACAGAAUCCUUCCACGAUAAUUCAUCAAGAGACGCCUUCCCUGCACAAUAUCAAGAAAAGGCAGCAUCGGUCGGAAAAGUGUGACGGUGCAAAUCGAAGUCCUCCAACAAAACGUUUGUCCUCAUCAACUCUUUCUGCGGAGGACAUUGACUUGAUGAACAGCUAUUGAUGAACCCGGCCGCGCAGCACGCCGAGCGGAGCGUGUUUAGCCGGAAACAUUCCGCCUCAAAAGAACAAUGGUUGCUGAUUCACGCUGGUGAACUGCAAACACCUUAUGCACAGGUGGCGUACAUUUUUAUGAAUAAAGUUUAGUAUUAUU